CUCCAAAGAUAACACUAUGGCUGCUACAGUGAACUUGGAGCUUGAUCCCAUUUUUCUGAAAGCCUUGGGCUUCUUGCAUUCAAAGAGUAAGGACUCUGCUGAAAAGCUGAAGGCACUUCUUGAUGAGUCUUUGGCCAGAGGAACUGACUCGAGCUACCGUCCGUCUCAGAAGGAAGUAGAGCAACCAAAAGUAUCUGUUACCAAACCUAUUUCCAGUAAGCAAGAGCCUAAAACUUCUAGUUUGCCUUCUGGCAACAACAAUGGCAAGCCCACUGCAUCAGAAAAGGUGAAAAAAGAAGCAGAAAAGAGGUCUGCUGAUAAAAUAAAAGGGGAUUCCACUGAAGGAGCCGAUACACCAAAGAAGCCCAGAGUAGAGAAGCCAGAGGCUCGUUCCUCUCCUAUUACGGUUCAAACAAGCAAGGAUUUGUCCAUGCCUGAUUUGUCUAGCUUUGAGGAAACCAGUGCUGAUGACUUUGCUAUGGAAAUGGGAUUGGCCUGCGUUGUUUGCAGGCAAAUGACAGUUAUUUCUGGGAAUCAGCUAGUGGAGUGUCAGGAGUGCCAUAAUCUCUACCACCAGGAUUGCCACAAACCUCAGGUGACAGACAAGGAAGCGAAUGAUCCUCGACUUGUAUGGUAUUGUGCCCGCUGUACCAGGCAGAUGAAAAGAAUGGCUCAGAAGACACAAAAGCCACCUCAAAAACCAGCUCCUGCAGUGGUUUCAGUUGCACCAGCUGUGAAGGAUCCACUGGUCAAGAAGCCAGAAAUUAAGUUAAAACCUGAGACCCCAACAACUUUUCUAGCAUUUAAGAGAACAGAAGUCAAGACCUCAGCAGCAAUCUCGGGGAACUCGGCCAGUACAAGUGUUUCCUCUUCAGCAACCAGUGGCCUUACGGGAUGGGCUGCUUUUGCAGCCAAAACCUCCUCUGCCAAUCCAUCAACUGCCAAACUGGGAUCAACAGCACAGAGCACCAGUGGGAAACCUGCAGCUUCUUCAAAUAACCAGAAACCUGUGGGUUUGUCAGGAUUAGCAACUUCCAAAACAGGACUAGGGUCAAAAAUAGCUUCUGCCAACAACAGCACAAACCCUGUUCAGCUGAAACCUCCUCCACCUCUGACACUGGGGAAAACCACUCUCAGUCGUUCGGUAAGCAGCGACAACGUCAACAAAGCAGGUCUUCCUAGUCCCAGCAGUACUGUGCCGAGCUCCAGCAGCCAGGUGAGCAGUGGAAAUGGCAACAGUGGGACUGCAGGUAACAGUGGGGGCAGCACAAGUAAAACCUCAGCAGAUACCAGUAAUCAGUCAACCUCCCUAAAAGGCCCAACUUCUCAGGAAUCUCAGCUCAAUGCUAUGAAGAGGUUGCAAAUGGUCAAGAAGAAGGCUGCUCAAAAGAAGCUGAAGAAGUAGUAUGGCUGCUUGCUAAUUUUGUUGGUUGUGUUCUGUGAAACAGCAUCAUUGGUGUUUUUCUUAAAGGAAAUCCCCUGGUUACUGGACUGAAACAGUAGUCAAAUUGGGGAAACCCAAAACCUAUGUUAUACAGGAGGUCAAACUUUGAUAAUCCUAGUA
Messenger RNA from Nestor notabilis (Kea), 1564 nucleotides. It is a transcript of the gene INTS12, whose product is annotated as integrator complex subunit 12. Gene Ontology annotation, cellular component: integrator complex. The transcript has 6 exons. NCBI's taxonomy places the organism in Eukaryota, Metazoa, Chordata, Aves, Psittaciformes, Psittacidae. Gene Ontology annotation, biological process: snRNA 3'-end processing. The record is from RefSeq and is a predicted model, not a curated record. The coding region runs from base 17 to 1405 and encodes 462 amino acids.